AUGGAUGCCAGGACCCGAUCCCACGACGAUUAUACGGUCGGAUGGAUUUGCGCCUUGCCAGUGGAGACGGCGGCUGCAAAGCUGAUGCUGGACAAAACACAUCCGCCUUUACCUCGCCUGCCGAUGGACCAAAAUGCAUACAUUUUUGGGAACAUCGGAGAACAUAAUGUCGUUAUUACUACCUUACCGACUGGCGCAUAUGGAACUACAUCAGCCGCAACGGUUGGGAUGCAGUUGCUCUCUAGUUUCCACGCUAUCCGCUUCGGCUUGAUGGUCGGUAUCGGCGGCGGAAUACCAAGCAGCAAUGCAGAUAUCCGACUCGGGGAUAUUGUAGUGAGCCAACCAACGGACACUUGUGGAGGCGUGAUCCAGUACGAUUUAGGCAAAGCACUGAGUGGCGGCCAAUUUAAGCGAACAGGAAUGCUUAAUCGACCUCCUAAGGUUCUGUUGACCGCUCUCGCGACUCUCCAGGCGCAUCACCUCACGGAAGACAGCCAGGCUGUCAGAUUUAUUUCCAACCUGGAAGCCAAACUAUCGCCCCACAAAGCUACUAAAUUCACGCGACCGACGCAAGAGGACUGUCUAUUCCAAGCAGAAUAUGACCAUGUCAUAUCCGAUACCUGUGUUGAUUGCGAUCGAUCUAGAUUGGUUUCACGAACUCCACGAGAGCACCAAGAACCAGUAAUUCACUACGGACUCAUCGGAUCGGCAAAUCAAGUUGUGAAGGAUGGCAGGCGGCGAGACCAGCUGGCUCGAGACUUAGGUAUAUAUUGUGUGGAGAUGGAAGCGGCCGGACUGAUAAACGACUUUCCGUGUCUGGUCAUUCGGGGUAUCUGCGACUACGCCGACUCACACAAGAAUAAACAAUGGCAAGGGCAUGCGGCAGCGGCAGCGGCAGCCUAUGCGAAAGAGCUUCUCUUGAUAGUUGCAACCGAUCAGAUUAACUGCACACCAACUGCAAGAGACACACUCGCAGACUCUGUUUACCGCUUUGAUGUCCCUUUGGACCUGACGGAUGUACCAGUAAUUGAGAAUUUUGUGGGACGGCAAGGCGAGCUAGACCAACUCUGGCAGUAUUUACGGCCCACGGAUACCCAGUCACGAAAGGUUGCAAUUAUUCAUGGGCUUGGGGGGAUGGGAAAGACACAACUAGCGAUCCGAUUCGCACGAGACCACAAAGAUGAUUUUACUGCUAUCUUCUGGCUAAGUGGCAAGGAUCGAGGCACGCUAUUACAAUCUUUGAGCUCUAUCCUGCCCCGAUUGCCAGGGCAGUCGUGUGCUGAUAGGGCAAUAAAUGACGAGGAGGUAGAGCAACGAGCUAGAGAUGUGUUGAAGUGGCUAACAAUAGAGGGAAACUCACGCUGGCUGAUCAUUUUCGACAAUAUCGACCAAUAUUCCCCUUUCAAUGGCUCCAUUGGUGAUGCAUAUGAUAUUUUUGAAUUCUUCCCUGGAGCCGACCAUGGCUCUGUUCUAAUUACCUCUCGGUUGCAACGGUUGACAGAGCUAGGAAAGUCAUUUCCUAUCCAUAGACUUGACUUGAAGAAUGCGAUUCAACUGCUCUUACAAAGCAGCCAUCUAUCAAUGAGAAAUAUAGCUAAAGAGCUUAAGAGCAAUCCAGAUACCGUUGCCCUUGCGAGCCGUCUAGAUGGCCUUCCAUUGGCAAUUGCCAUCGCUGGGGCAUUUAUGCGUGAAACUGGAACCAGCAUCACUGAGUACUUGCAGUAUUAUUACGCAUCUUGGUCUGAUCUACAGCUGCAAUCAAAUCCUGAACGUCAGUACCAGCAAGGCAAUAUUCUGCAAACAUGGAUGAUCUCAUAUCGUGAGAUUCAACGGCGGGACGCGAACGCAGCUAAACUGUUACUGUUUCUUGCUUGUUUCGAUAAUCGAGAUAUAUGGUUUGAACUAAUAAAAGGUAGCUGUUAUAGUUCGAAUCUCCCAGCUUGGCUAGAAAAGACUACAUCAAGCGGAAUCGCGUUCAAAAUUGGUGUCAAGGCUCUUAUCGGGUUCUCUCUACUGGAGGCUAAGGAACAAGAAGGGAGCUACGCUAUGCACCCAGUGGUACAAGACUGGUGCAUUCACCUUGCUAGCGGAAGCAAAACUCUGGAUUCAAUUCAGCUCAAUGAACUGGCUUUGGUAUCUGUUGGGUAUACCGUCCCUAGCGCAAGUACCAGAAAUUAUUCCGAGCUUCAGCAACGGCUUAUUCCACACGCGAAUUAUGUACGUUAUAGGGGCUGUCCAGGCCAUGAUAUUGCGGUGUGGGGAGCAUUCCAUGGCUUAGGGAACCUCUACUCUGAUCAGGGGAAGCUCAAAGAGGCAGAGGAGAUAUACCAGCGAGCCCUGGCAGGCAAAAAGAAGGCCCUUGGUCCUGAUCAUACAUCCACUCUCGAUACAGUCAAUAACCUUGGGAAUCUCUACAAAGAUCAGGGGAAGCUGAAAGAGGCAGAGGAGAUGUACCAGCGAGCUCUGGCAGGUUACGAGAAGGCCCUUGGUCCUGAUCAUACAUCCACUCUCGAUACAGUUAACAACCUUGGGAAUCUCUACUCUGAUCAGGGGAAGCUGAAAGAGGCAGAGGAGAUGUAUCAGCGAGCCCUAGCAGGUUACGAGAAGGCCCUUGGUCCUGAUCAUACAUCUACUCUCGAUACAGUCAAUAACUUUGGGAAUCUCUACAAAGAUCAGGGGAAGCUGAAAGAGGCAGAGGAGAUGUACCAGCGAGCACUGGCAGGUUACGAAAAGGCCCUUGGUCCUGAUUAUAAAACAUACCUACCGACUCUCAAUACAGUUAAUAACCUUGGUCUUCUCUACUCUGAUCAGGGGAAGCUGAAAGAGGCAGAGGAGAUGUACCAGCGAGCCCUAGCAGGCUACGAGAAGGCCCUCGGUCCUGAUCAUAGUAGGGUCCGGCAACUUGUAAAUGGGUUAAAUGCCUUAGGUAUUACAGAUGUAAAAUAG
Messenger RNA from Aspergillus affinis, 2946 nucleotides. RefSeq lists its product as uncharacterized. Bases 1 to 2946 code for a protein of 981 amino acids. The record is from RefSeq and is a predicted model, not a curated record. Gene Ontology annotation, molecular function: ADP binding; protein binding; catalytic activity. NCBI's taxonomy places the organism in Eukaryota, Fungi, Ascomycota, Eurotiomycetes, Eurotiales, Aspergillaceae. Gene Ontology annotation, biological process: nucleoside metabolic process. The transcript is spliced from 3 exons.